Messenger RNA from Acaulospora colombiana, 273 nucleotides. NCBI's taxonomy places the organism in Eukaryota, Fungi, Glomeromycota, Glomeromycetes, Diversisporales, Acaulosporaceae. The record is from the annotation of a GenBank genome assembly.
AUGGCCACCGGAAAAACUUUAAAACACGGGUUUUCCAACGAAUGCUUCGUCCUAGACGAACACGAUCAAGUGUGUACUAAGACCUAUUCGAUCACAACUUUCUCUGAUAAAAAUGAUCGCGCUCAGAUGUUUAACUUCCACAUAUGUCAGGUCGACCUUUCCAAGAAAAAACUUUUGAUUCUUAUUGUUUCCAAUACCGGAGACGGCGAUCCGCUGGAUAGCACGACGAAGUUCUUCAUAUUUCUAAGAGAGAUCAAAUCAAACACUUUCUGA